UCUACCUUUUGCUCUCUCCCCUCUCUCCCUCUUGCUCUCUCUCUCCCCCUCUCUCUCCUCCACCGUGGUUACUGCAGUAGUCCAGCAGCCAGUCGGGAGCUUGUCAGCCACACACAGAGCUAACUGCCACAACUUGCUACCUCACCUCAUCCCUACAGCCCUCAUCCCUGAGCUCAGCCCCGGGGAUCAACUAGUAGACAACCAGGACAGACAGAGAGACACACACCUCGGGGGAGAGAGCACCAGGCCAGGAACCCUCCAUACCUGCCUCUGUUUACGGAAAUCGGUUACAGAUACCCUGCACAGCCACCAUCGCGUCGACACAGCAGGAGUCUACUCUCUCUCUCUCUCUCUCUCUCUCUCUCUCUCUCUCUCUCUCUCUCUCUCUCUCAAUUUUUCUCUCUCUCUCUCACUUCUCUCUAUUUUUCCCUCGCUGAUACUGAGGAGAGGACAAGAGCACUCUCUCUCCUUUGACUGCUUUUUCCUCUCCCUCUGCUUCUCUCUCUCUAAAGCGUAGCUCCGGCAGCACUGCGCUCCCUCUCCUCCUCCUCACCCCUCUCCAACCAGCACCACCAUCUCUUCACCUCCCCCCAUCCCCUCAGGAGGAAUAUUGCUAACUGUGCUGCACGCGGCAGGCUGCAGCUGCUAUAGCCAUGGCCAGGCAAGCCAACGCAGGGAGAGGACCAGAAGAGAAGAAAGAAAAAGAGAGUAGAGGGGGAUGACUCUGUCAGGAGUCCUUUAGCUUUUCUCUCUCUCUCUUUCCCCAUCCAUCAGAGCGGGGCUAAUCAGGCACCAGCUAGCCUUCGGCAAAGUCACCGAGACGGAGGGCUCUCAGCCGACACACACACAGAAACACACACACACGCACGAGGACCUGCCAGACCGGUGGAUUUUUUUUGUUGGUAUUCUGUCAUUUUUUCCCCUUCUGCUCAGUGUGUCUGGCUUUUACUGCUUGAUGGAGCAGUGUGAUUCGUCAACAGAGGGGCCGUGUGUCUGCGGGGGUAGAGGAAGAGAGCCGGGGGACGCCAGUCACCUGCUUAGCUUAACCCACACGGCCUGUCCUUUCCCACCGAGCCUCUAGUCUCUACACGCUGCUCUGCUCCACUCUCACCACCGGCUAACAGGAGACAUUUUGUUCCAUUAGUUAACACACAGACAUUACCACCACUUUCCAGAAGAAAUUUCUGUUUUUCCAUGGAAAGGGAAUUACACAUGACUCUGGUUCGUGAUUGUUUUUUGUGAUAUUCAGAAAAGAAGAAGAAAGGGACCGUUUCAGAACUAAUGUGCGUCUCCCAGUCCCGUCGAUGGCGUGGCGAAUCCUGUCCUUGCUCCAGCCAGGGUAGGAGGGUGGUGCGUCCUCCUCUAGCGUCCGUCUCCCCCCAACAUGCUGAAUAAUGAGCCCUCCGCAACAUGAGUACUGUGGGCCGGGUUUCUCUGCAGCCCACCUGGAACGCAGCCCUGCUCGCCCUGCUAGCCCUCACCAUGGUGCCAGCUUUCAGUGUGUGCCAGCCUGCCGGCCUGGGUCCUCCCCCCAACCCCCAGAACUGUCCGGCGGUGUGCUCCUGCACCAACCAGAUUGGUAAGGUGGUGUGUACACGCCGUGGCCUGGUCAAGGUGCCCCCCGGGAUCCCCACCAACACCAGGUACCUCAACCUGAUGGAGAACAGCAUCGAGACCAUCCAGGCUGACACCUUCAGACACCUACACCAUCUGGAGGUGCUGCAGCUGGGCAGGAACGCCAUCAGGCAAAUCGAGGUUGGGGCCUUCAACGGCCUGACCAGCCUCAACACUUUGGAGCUGUUUGACAACAGACUGACGGGGAUCCCCAGCGGGGCUUUUGAGUACCUGUCCAAGCUGAGGGAGCUGUGGCUGAGGAACAACCCCAUCGAGAGCAUCCCCUCCUAUGCCUUCAACAGGGUGCCCUCUCUGAUGAGGCUGGACCUGGGGGAGCUCAGGAGGCUGGAGUACAUCUCUGAUGGGGCCUUUGAGGGCCUGCAGAACCUCAAGUACCUGAACCUGGGGAUGUGUAACCUCAGGGAGAUGCCUGUCCUGUCUCCCCUAACGGGCCUGGAGGAGCUGGAGAUGUCUGAGAACACUUUCCCUGAGAUGAAGCCCGGCUCUUUCCGCGGCCUGCAUUCGCUACAGAAACUCUGGAUUAUGAACUCUGGGAUCACCAUGAUCGAGAGAAAUGCCUUCGAUGACAUCACGGCGCUGGUGGAGCUGAAUCUAGCCCAUAAUAACCUGUCGUCUCUCCCCCAUGACCUCUUUGCCCCGCUGCAGUACCUGGUGGAGCUCCAUCUCCACCACAACCCCUGGAGGUGUGACUGUGACGUGGUGUGGCUGUCCUGGUGGCUAAGGGAGUACAUCCCCACUAACUCCACCUGCUGCGGCCGCUGCCACUCCCCUGCCCACAUGAGAGGACGAUACCUGGUGGAGGUGGACCAGACUACAUUCCAGUGCUCUGCUCCCUUCAUCCUGGAUGCUCCUAGGGACCUUAACAUCUCUGCAGAGAGAGUGGCUGAGCUCAAGUGUCUUACGGCCUCCAUGUCAUCGGUCCGAUGGCUGCUUCCUAACGGGACCGUUCUGACCCACGGCUCAGCUCACCCUCGGAUCUCUGUCCUCAAUGACGGAACGCUCAACUUCUCCAAUGUUUUGCCGUUGGACACGGGUGUCUACACCUGCAUGGUGACUAACAUGGCAGGUAACUCCAACGCCUCAGCCUACCUGAAUGUCAGCAAUGCCGAGCUCAACACCUCCAACCUGUCCUAUUUCACUACAGUGACUGUGGAGGUGCUGGAGCCCACCAUAGAGGAGACCCCCAAACCCAAACCCACUGUCCCAGCCUCGCCCUCCGUGUUCCAGCCCGUCUUCAUCUCCACUCCCACCAUGCUGCUCCAGAGCACCCAGACCCCCCGCCAGGUGUCUCUCCCCACGGCCCGUGGCCCCAUCCACCCCUCAGCCAGCCUGGAUGAGGUCGUGAAGACAACUAAGAUCAUCAUUGGCUGCUUCGUUGCCGUGACGCUCCUUGCUGCUGCCAUGUUGAUUGCCUUCUACAAGCUGCGUAAGCGGCACCAGCAACGGAGCACGGUGGCGGCAGCGCGGACCAUCGAGAUCAUCCAGAUGGACGAGGAGGUUCCCGAGGUUCCACCAGCCAGGUCGGGUUCUAGCGAGUCUGAGGAGACGGGGCUGGCUCUGCCCACCAUCUUAAAAACAAGAUACAUCUCAUCAUCCUCAUCGUCCUUCCACAGAGACAGAGACAGGGACAUGGACAGGGACAGAGCUGCUUACGGGGCUCACUGGACCCAUAACAACCUGGGAAACUCCCUGCACCACUCAUCCAGCCGCCAGCAUCAUCAGCAGCACCACAGACUCAUCAGCACCAUCUCAGAGCCCUAUGUCAUUAAGACCACUCACACCAAGGAGAAGGUCCAGGAAACCCAGAUCUGAGGGACUCAUGCUGGCCUUACUAUGGAUCUAACUGUGUGGAUCUAACUGUGUGGAUCUAACUGGGUGGAUCUAACUGGGUGGAUUUCUAUAUAGAUCUGACUGUACCCCCUCCUCUUCUCCUCUCCUCACUGCUCACCAGUCCAUGCAAUAGAAUGCACAAAGAAGACGGUAACUUUCUUUUGUACAAAGUGCAAAAUGGAGACAGUUUUUUCUCUCUUGUACAUGCUUAUACAUAAAUAUAGAAAUAUCAAAAAUAUACAUCUAUAUAAAUUAAUCUACUAUGGGGACGGUGAUGGGAUUAUGUAUCAAAGAAGAAAGUAAAAUGUAAACUAUUUUCUAAUAACUUGUAAGUUCUAUUUAAAAGCUAGAGAUGUUGAGAUGCUGUGAUGGUAUAUUUGUAUUGAUUGAGGGAGGAGCUGUCUUGAGGAAGGCUGUUCUGUUUGUUAUUUACACCAUUUGGAAUUCAGUAAAACCCCUUUAUACCCACAGCAGUUUAUAGAACAACAAGCCCUAACAUCAGAUCAGUCUUCACAGGCUAAGCUUAUAAAAGCACCAAUUUGUACUGUGCCAAACGUUACACAUGCAAUAAAGGACUCUGGAAGAUUAAGAAAACCAACAGCCACAUCCAAGCAAAAUCUAGACAGAAAGAGAGAGUCAUUUGUCGAGGGAGAGCUGUAGAGAGAAGAGCGUAGAUUUUGCUGUUCAGUAGCUAUCAGCCAAAUGCUUUUAGACUGCAGUGAAUUUCUGCAGCUAAGGUUUAACCUUUUGUUUACUGGAGCCAAGCUACACAUCUAUCUAAAAGCCAGCUCUUUAUGUUACUGAAUCUAAACCUGUUUAGUACGAUUGCAUUCAUUUUAUCCCAGGUCCCCUUGGCUAAAAUGAAGGACAGGCUAUUAUGAACAGAGAUUUGGUGUGAUUACUUCAUGCAGAUUUAGGUUGCAUAAGGUAUUGUAAUUUUUUUCUUUUUUUCUUGGGUUGUGACAUGCUUCUUAAUGGCAUGUGUAGUGUUUAGGGUUAAUGUAGUGAUGCAUUACAGCAGUUCUCUGUCUGCUCUCUGUAAGGGCUCGUUCUAAUGGUAAUCCCUCACAGUUACAGACGUGGUGCAGAGAGACUGGGGUUUGCUGACCAAUCUUCUUUUGGAAGAAAAAAAGGAGCAGGGUUGAAAUUAAAUGAAUGUCUGGACAUUGGGUUUGUUUCUCUAUGGACUUAAUUGAAAAAGUAAAAUUGUUUUUUAUUUUCCUUAUUUGGUGUAUUAUUUCGAGCAACACUAUUUUUAUUGGGAGUCUAUAAGGAGGCUACAAAAAAUAAAACCUUUGGUUUGUAUUUCUCUA
Coregonus clupeaformis (lake whitefish) is the source of this 4778-nucleotide messenger RNA. RefSeq names its product leucine-rich repeat-containing protein 4. The record is from RefSeq and is a predicted model, not a curated record. Gene Ontology annotation, cellular component: postsynaptic density membrane; plasma membrane; glutamatergic synapse. Gene Ontology annotation, molecular function: protein binding. The transcript is spliced from 2 exons. Gene Ontology annotation, biological process: excitatory synapse assembly; modulation of chemical synaptic transmission; postsynaptic density protein 95 clustering. The coding region runs from base 1411 to 3447 and encodes 678 amino acids. Lineage: Eukaryota; Metazoa; Chordata; Actinopteri; Salmoniformes; Salmonidae.